Ceraceosorus bombacis is the source of this 855-nucleotide messenger RNA. The record is from the annotation of a GenBank genome assembly. Lineage: Eukaryota; Fungi; Basidiomycota; Exobasidiomycetes; Ceraceosorales; Ceraceosoraceae.
GGCGUGACACCAUCUGUAUCGGCGAUCACGUCACCGCUUCGACGUGCCAUUUUGUAGCUCAUCUCUGCCAUGGCGCGUCGGCACCAGGCAUCUUAACCGCAAGGCCGUCGGCAAAGCAAGCCAUCCAAGCCUCCACAAGCAGGAGUCGUGAGGGUUAAUAAAAGCAAAAGCAAAGGGUGUCGCUUGUGAGUCGCAUUCAAACACACUCCUCUGGUGCCUUUUCGAGCUACGUUGCGCGCACACGUACCCCCAGGUUCUUCGGCACGCGCACAGCAGGACGAUGGAGGGUUCACAUGCCAAUGGAAGCAGCUGCAGCCACGACGAUCUACAAGACCAGGGGUGCAGCAAACGGAAAGCUCGUGAUUAUUGCUUUUCCUGGACUUGCAACCUUGCUUUGGGGCUUCGUAUCGAUGCUGCCAAACAAGCCGACGCGAUCGACGCUCGCCCGCGUCACGAGUACAGCAUCGAAUGUUCGGGCGCCUCACCUCGGCACCCUCAGAUCUUGGAUAUCCCUUGCUCUCAGAGACUAGCAAGCACUAGUAGUGCAGCACGAACACGUACGAUGACAUUUUUUACAUCUUCUGAAUCCGAGAAUCCGCUACGGCAUCACACAACAGAGGACUUACUGACUCACUGACUCGGACCGAGAUUGCUGCUCGCGAUGCCCAAACGGUGCAGGGGCAGCAGCAUUCGAUGCAGUUCGUGCCUCCUCUUACCCAACUGCAGACGCUCAAAGCAAACCCAAGAACCAAUUGUUCGAAAAGUCUCCCCCCUCUGUCCCCUCAGAUCAUUUCCUUCCGAACGAGUACACCCGUCAGCCUCGUCAUUGCCCCUCUCCGUCGUGCGUACUUGAAG